Molecule: messenger RNA, 849 nt
Organism: Drosophila bipectinata
Lineage: Eukaryota; Metazoa; Arthropoda; Insecta; Diptera; Drosophilidae
Source: RefSeq, a predicted model, not a curated record
AUGAGUGCGAAGGACCUGAUCUACAGCCGUGUGCUCCUACGAGUGAACCUCAUUGUGUGUCACGAGGAAGUGCAUAUCCACGCAGAAGCCUGCAGAGUAGUGGUGGCUAUACUAAAGUCUGCCUACAUCUUCCGCCAACUCGAGGUGGAAAUUUUAGAAAUGGGUCAUAGCCUGGAGGACAAGUACUUGAGGGCGGUGGCUGAAAACAAGAGGGCCCUCGUGGCCAACUACGCGGCCGUAUUCCUGCAGCUGGCUUCCAUGACCUUGAUGACGGCUCGGGGCACCCACACUUUUCAAGUGGAAGAAUUCGGGAAAUUUACUUUCCGGAUGCUGCUCCAGGUGACGAGGUAUGGCGAGUGGUCCGCCGUGGAGCUGGCCAUGAAGAUCUGGCAGAAACUCAUGCGCGAGCUAAACCAUUUUAGGAGGGUCUCCGCCUUUGAGCCUCUCCUGUAUGAUCUGAUGGGGGUCCUCUUCGAGCGCAUCCAGCUGCGCGACUGCCACCAACACUCUGGCCUGCACCACCGUACCCGAUUUGCGGGUUUCCGCAGACGUGUCGACGAAACCGUGAGGGUCAUGGCUCAGCUAGUUACCCCCAUCAUCAUGGAGAGCUUCUGGUCCACCGCCCAGAACCCAGCGAGUCCCUGGAUGCAGGUGGAGGCAGCCGCCUUCUUUCUCAUCCCGUUUAUUAACGGCUACACUAUCUUGAAGGUCUCCUUCUACGAGCGUCUUCUCGAAAUCCUCUCGGAGCGUCCCCAGAACAUCUUCCGCGGGAUAGAGCGCCGUAUCCAGAAGAAAAUCCGAAAGCAAGCCCUAGUUAUCUCGAACGAAUCCAACUGUCCAUCCUGCUAA